This is a messenger RNA of Microdochium trichocladiopsis, 1806 nucleotides long. RefSeq names its product WD40-repeat-containing domain protein. Bases 1 to 1806 code for a protein of 601 amino acids. The transcript is spliced from 4 exons. Lineage: Eukaryota; Fungi; Ascomycota; Sordariomycetes; Xylariales; Microdochiaceae. Gene Ontology annotation, molecular function: U4 snRNA binding; protein binding; U6 snRNA binding. Gene Ontology annotation, biological process: mRNA splicing, via spliceosome. The record is from RefSeq and is a predicted model, not a curated record. Gene Ontology annotation, cellular component: U4/U6 x U5 tri-snRNP complex.
AUGUCCAUGUACCCUGGCCACCGCGGCCUCCCCCACCAGGGCGGCUCGUCGCGCCUGAACGAGCUCCUCGAGCAGGUUCGCGCCGAGUUCGACAACCAGGUCCGCGUCAAUGAAGACUAUGAGCGCCAGAUCCAACAACAAAUUCAGGAGGCUCAAGUCAUUAGAGAAAAGGUCUAUCAGCUCGAACAAGCGCACAUGAGCAUCAAGCAGAAGUAUGACGAGGAAAUCGUCCUUUUGCGCCGCCAGCUCGAAGGCACCCGUGGAGGAGCGCCUCAGCCACAAGGCAUGCAGGGCCCUCCCCAGCACGGCGGCCCCUCGAACGGUCCACCGCCCGCGAUCAAUGUCGGUAACAACCUUUUCAGCGGCAUCAUGACCGGUCAGGGUGGCCAAGGCGGCGGUUUGCCUCCUCAGCCUGUCCCUCAGGAGCAGCAGGCUCCCGGACAGCACCACCAGAUGCCUCAGGCCCCGCCUGGUCUUCAAGGCCCUCCUCCGCCUCCGCCGAGCCAGCAGCCGCCAUUCCAGCCGCCAUAUCAGCAGGGCCCUGCGCCCAACGGCUUCCCCGGCCAGGCGCCGUCGAGCACUGCUUCCCCUGGACCUGGCAAGCGCGGACUUGGUCGCCCGCCAGCCGGCGGCCCGGCUACCCCCCAGAUCAACACCCCGAUGCCGUAUCCCGGCCCCGGAGCCUCGCCCCAGGUCGCCAACCACCCCACACCCGACCACCGAGCGAUGCAGCCUCACCCUGGUCCUGGCAUGGUGAACAAUGCCCUAGGCGAGGUUGAUCUUGAGCGCCUCCCUGCUCACUUCAAGAAGACCCGCGACGACUGGUUUGUUGUCUUCAACCAGCAGGUCCCGCGUACUCUUGAUGUCGACCUUGUCCACACGCUCGGCCAUGACAGUGUUGUGUGCUGUGUUCGCUUCAGCCACGAUGGCAAGUUCAUUGCCACUGGUUGCAACCGCUCCGCCCAGAUUUACGAUGUCAACACUGGCGAGAAGCUGUGUGUGCUGCAGGACGAGAACGCCGACGUCACUGGCGACCUUUACAUCCGCAGUGUGUGCUUCAGCCCUGAUGGCAAGUACCUGGCCACUGGUGCUGAGGAUAAGCUCAUCCGUGUGUGGGAUAUUCAGAACCGUACCAUCCGCAACACUUUCGCGGGCCACGAGCAGGACAUCUACAGUUUGGACUUUGCUCGCGAUGGCCGCACUAUCGCUUCCGGCAGUGGUGAUAGAACCGUUCGCCUGUGGGAUAUCGAGACUGGCAGUGCCAUGUUGACGCUAAGCAUAGAGGACGGCGUCACCACUGUUGCCAUCUCGCCGGAUACCAAGUACGUUGCUGCCGGCUCUCUGGACAAGAGCGUGCGCGUCUGGGACAUCAAGGGUGGAUACCUCCUCGAGCGUCUCGAGGGCCCUGAGGGACACAAGGACAGUGUUUACUCGGUUGCAUUCUCGCCCAACGGCAAGGACCUCGUCAGUGGCAGUCUUGAUAAGACGAUCAAGAUGUGGGAGCUGUCAACACCUCGUGGCAUGCAGGUACCCAACCCUAAGGGCGGUCGGUGCGUCAAGACCUUUGAGGGACACAGGGACUUCGUCUUGUCGGUUGCGCUUACGCCCGAUGCCAACUGGGUUCUGUCCGGCUCCAAGGACCGCGGUGUGCAAUUCUGGGACCCGAGGACGGGGUACACCCAACUCAUGUUGCAGGGACACAAGAACUCGGUCAUCUCGGUCGCGCCCAGCCCUGCUGGAACUUUCUUCGCCACUGGUUCCGGUGACACUCGUGCCCGUAUCUGGUCGUACCGCACUAUCGCAUAG